Cercospora beticola is the source of this 1715-nucleotide messenger RNA. RefSeq lists its product as uncharacterized. The record is from RefSeq and is a predicted model, not a curated record. Lineage: Eukaryota; Fungi; Ascomycota; Dothideomycetes; Mycosphaerellales; Mycosphaerellaceae.
GCAACGCAAACCUUCUCUCGUCCAACAUCGACAGCCGGUUCACUCGUUACGCAAACAUUCGCAGCACAACACAACAAUACUUAGCAUCGACAAUACUAAGUAUCACUCACUGACUGCCACCACCGCCGGCAUGCGUCUUGCCGUCGUUGACCUCGCCGCGGUGGCCCUCACCGCCACUGCGACGGUGCUCGUUCCACCGCAGAACCCUUACUUGAAUUGCGUGCUUUGCCUUCAAGACCUCGACAGUCAGACUGGCUGCCCAAACAAGCCCAAGCGGGAUCCAGAGUGCUUCUGCAGCCCGGAAAAUGCCCAUUUCGCAAAGGGCUGCAACAACGCGUGCAAGGGAAUCAGCUUCGCCAAAGAUCUCACUUGCAUCUGGGACAAUCCAGCAGCCAAGGAGCAAGACACGAUCGCCGCUCGCGGCCCAUAUGGCUGCGCCGUCUGCCUUCAGGAUGCCGAGUUGAACUUGGGCUGCGCCGGCGAUCCGUCGGACCCCAACUUCAACUUCGAGUGCCUCUGCCAGGAGCCUGGCUUCAGCACCAAGGUCAAGGAUUGCAACCUCUUCUGCGCUGACACCCCACUCAACCUCGACGUUCAGUGCCCAAAGCCCGCGCCAGUCGUCCAGCGUGACUUGACCGACGACGACCCCCGCUCGUGCGUGCUCUGCCUGGAACUUGCCUCUGCUCAGACCAGCUGCAAGCCAAACGCCGAUGGCUUCGAUUUCAAGUGCCUGUGCGAAGCCGACAAGUCCGAGUGGGUCUCCGGCUGCACCAACUUCUGCGCCAACACUCCAAACGACCUCCACACUCACUGCCGCGCUCCAUACCAGCCCAUCGCCCCAGAUUUCCCUCUCACCGCCGCCAUCACUCCUCGCGGCACCAUCGGCAACCCCAAGCAAACCGUCGACCCACACUUUGGCUUCUGUGGUCCUAAGGGCACCAACUGCAAGACCACUGUGCGAGCUCCACCAGCAGCAGUAGAGAAAUACCACCACGGCUACAAUCUCGGCAACAACGUCUUCGACAACAACCCAUACGGCCCUCCUCCUCCAACCGGCGCCCCUAUCCCCAAGAACUCCGUUCCUCACCGCGGUAACCCAUCUACCAUGCCACUCGCCAGCGGCCGUUUCGGGUUCUGCGGCCCAUCGGGCAUCAACUGCCGUCUCGAAGACACUAAGCCUUCUGCUCAGGCUGAAGCGAUGAUCAUGGUGAGAGAUAAUCUGACCACUACAAUGGGUCUGAACGCCUCGUUUAUGACGACUGCACAGGCUGUUCCGGGACCGAGUGGCGUGGGUAAUGUCACUACCACUACCAUCGCAGACGCUCCUACCAUCACUCAUACUCACGCUCACGUUACCACCGAUGCUCAGGACUCGAUGCAGAUCGCAACCCCUACUCAGACUGCGGACGUGCAGCAAGGCUCUGCUGUUGUCAAUGUUGGCAAGAGCGUCGCUGAGAUCUUGCUCGGCGUUGCUGCUAUUGCCUUGGUGGUUUGAGUUAGUCGAGAAGACAUUUCCGAUCAGCAUUUCAACAGACAUGGUUUCCUCAACAUGUAUCUCCAAAUGAGAACAGAAUGAGCUUCCCGAUGGCAUAGCAUAGGGCCGAUAGAUAGGCUGUCACUUGAUGUUUCGAGGUUAUGGCUCACUGGCGUCGAUAUCGGGCGUUCAGGUUUCGAUGAGCAAGGUACUUCAGACAUCACAACAAAGCACACAAUGA